Chelmon rostratus (copperband butterflyfish) is the source of this 4261-nucleotide messenger RNA. RefSeq names its product large proline-rich protein BAG6-like. Gene Ontology annotation, cellular component: BAT3 complex. NCBI's taxonomy places the organism in Eukaryota, Metazoa, Chordata, Actinopteri, Chaetodontiformes, Chaetodontidae. Gene Ontology annotation, molecular function: polyubiquitin modification-dependent protein binding; misfolded protein binding. The transcript is spliced from 25 exons. Bases 118 to 3801 code for a protein of 1227 amino acids. The record is from RefSeq and is a predicted model, not a curated record.
CUAGUAACUUCUGGCAAGUACCAGAGCCUGUACUAGGAAGUCAUUUGCAUGUUAUUUGAUGAUAACAAACAGCUGCAUACACUGGAUAAGUUGAGAGUGUGGCUUUGAAGGAACACCAUGGAGGAACAAACUGCAGACAUAGAGGUGACAGUCAAAACACUAGACUCCCAAAGCAGAACCUACACUGUUGGUGCUCAGUUGACUGUGAAAGAGUUCAAGGAGCAUAUUGCACCUUCGGUGGGUAUUCCUGUGGACAAACAGAGGCUGAUCUACCAGGGCAGAGUCUUACAGGAUGAAAGGACUCUGGCAGACUACAAUGUGGGUGGCAAGGUGAUACACCUUGUGGAGCGGGCGCCCCCUCCACCCUCCCAGCCUGGCUCAGGGUCGGGAGGCACUUCAGCCGACAGUGGGCCCUCCUCAUCCUCCCAGGGAACAUCACAAGUGCCUCCACAUGAUCGCAACGCCAACAGCUAUGUAAUGCUUGGCACCUUCAACCUGCCUGUUAAUAUCAUGGACCCCCAGCAGAUACAGAUGUCAGUUCAGCAGAUGGUGUCAGGCAUGGGAGAGAAUGCCAGGAAUGCCAGAGUCACUACCAGCACUGGGAGCAAUGGGACUGUAAAUGUGCACAUUGAUAUGGACCAACCAGUGCAGAGUGAGCCUAGGCUGAGGCUGGUGCUAGCUGAGAACCUGCUGAGGGACAUCAAUGAUGUUAUCCACAGAAUGGAGGGUCGGCCCAGCGACUCAUCCUCCCAAACAGAGACAACUUCUGCUGCUGCUGGUGCUGCUGCUGCUGCUCCCCCUCCUCCCUCAUCUUCAUCUACCACUUCAACUCCCUCUCCCUCUGCCCAGCCCAUGGACACCUCCCCGCCUCCAACAACUCCCCCACCUCCACCCACCUCUUCAGCACAAUCUGAGGGACCAACACCCCAACCUGGACCCAAUCAUCCCAGCCCAGCUGAGUUGGCAGAGAUGUUGUCCGAACUGCGGAGGGUGGAGGAGAGACUGCAGCCUUUCAUUCAGAGAGCUCACACUAUCCUGGAGACAGCAACCACCGCAGAAUACAACAAUAAUACAGAGAGGGAGGAGGACCAGCGCACUCUCAUCCUGACGUGGGAGUGUCUCCGUCUCCUUGGCAAUGCCCUUGUGGCCCUCAGUGACCUGCGAUUGAACCUCAUGAGCCCUGUGCCCCGCCACCUACAUGUGGUCCGGCCAUUUUCCCAUUAUGCCACCCCAGUCACUCUGCCUGGAGCUGUGCACCACCACAUCCCAGUGCAAAUGAACUUGGGUGCCACGGUGACUAACAGCACAGAGGGACAAGCCCCACCCACCCAGCCGACCAACCAGUCGGAGCAGGCAGGUCAGGGACAGACCUCCCCCCCACAGACUUCCCCGUCCAAUCAGCAGGCUGGACAGGGACAGGCUGGCCCCCGGGUCAUCAGGAUCAGCCACCAGGCAUUCCCGGUGGUCAUGAUGCAGAUGAACACGGAUGGCCCUGGUGCAAACCCUGCUGCAGCUGGACAACAAAUGCCUGGACAGCCAGGUGCCCUCCCCCCUGACUUUAUGCGGAAUCUCAUGCAACAGAUCAGCCAGUAUGCUGCUGCUGUAGCUACUAGUGCUGCCACUACCACUGCCACUGGCCAACCAGUCCCACCCCAGCCCACCCCCCCUGGCUACAGCUCCACAGCCAACUCCUCAACUACCACCACUGGUCCUAACACACCCACCACCACCCCUACGGCUCCCCCACCACCUCCCCAUACUGGCCCCCAGCCCCAGGCCAGAGUUGUGUUCACCCGACCACCCUUUGCACCCAACAUGCCCCCCCCAGCCUAUGGCACCCGUGGAACCACCAUUAAUGUGAGGGCCGCCAUGCCAGGCCAGCAUCCAGGGCAGGCUUUCAACCCUGCUGCUCUCAACCAGAUGAUUAGUGGAUUGGUUGGACAGCUUUUGCUGCCAGGACAAAUGGCUGGACAAACAGUCACAUCCUCCUCAUCCACGUCCACACACACACCCUCUUCUUCCUCCUUUUCCUCCUCCUCCUCUCAAACCUCUUCAUCCUCCUCCUCCUUUUCUUUCUCCACCUCGGGUCCAACACCUCCGCCUGCCGCAAACACUACUGGCCAACCGAGCCAGCCUGAGACCAACAACAGUGAGUCCCAGUCCCAGGAGAUGCCCCCAGACCUCAGCCAGCUCCUGGGUUCUCUCCUAGGGGUAGCUGGUGGGGCAGGCGUAGGGGCCCCUUCAAUUACUGUCACCACAUCUGGUGUCCCAGCCUUCAUCCAGGGUGUGAGUGAAUUCAUGCAGGCCUCCCAACCCAUCUUCUCUCCACCCCCACCUCCUGCUGGUACCACUCCUGCUGGUACCACUCCUGCUGCAGGGCCCAACCCCACGCCCAACCCCCCCGGGGCAGCCGAGGCCCUCAACCCAGAGCUAUUCACGGGCAUCGUCCGUGGAGUCCUGAGCACCAUGAUGGGCUCUCUGGGUCAGGCCCAGAACGACACAGAGAGCAUCGCCCAGUUCAUGCAGAGGCUGUCCCAGGCAACCAACAUCUUCAUCAGUCCUGAGGAUCCUACUGGGUUUUUUGGAGAGUUGCUGAUGCUGGUGUGCCAGACGUUCACCAUGUCAGACCUGGUAAUGUUGCUUCAUGGCCAGCACCAGCCCCUGGGUCGCAUCCAGCCUCAGCUGUCCCAGUUCUUCACCCAGAACUACCUCAACGGCAGAGAGCCCACCGAUGAGAACAUUGCUGCUGCGGCUGACAGUCUUGUCAACGAACUGGAGGAGUACAUCACUGAGAGCUUUAGAGAGUCUUCAGUCACAGUGCUGGAGGGCGUUGACGCCACUCAGACCAACAUGUCCUUCUUCAGACAGCAGCUGCAGCAGAUUGCCACACACAUUCUGCGAUGCACUGAUGACUCAUUUGGCCCCCGGCUGCUACAGAUGUGUAACCAGGCGCUGUUUGAGUGUCUUGCCCUCAACUUGCACUGCCUGAGAGGAGACCAGAGAGCCCUCACUGCAGUCAUCAACCACCGAAUACGGAGGAUGUCCAGUGACAUCAGCCCCAGCCUGGUCAACUGGAUGACCAGCAUGAUGACGAUGAGGCUUCAGGUCAUUCUGGAGCACAUCCCUGUCACACAGGAGCAGAUCCAGAACUACAUAGUUCACACGCAGGGAGAUCAGUCUUCUGAACCUGGCACACAAGAGCCUGAACGAGCACAAAGUGCGACGAUUGGGGACACCUUCUCACCGGCUGCAGCCACCACAGCAGAGGAGGCCAUGUCGGUGUCACAUGACACGAGGGCGUCGUCACGGGAAACGAGGGUGUUGCCUGGGGACCUGGGAGCCUCGGGAGGAGCCGCGCCUCUAGGUGGCGACAUGGCAGCAGCCGGAGCCGAGGGAGGGAGUGAGGAGUCUGCUCGAGACUCAGAGGCCUGGGCGGCUGCUGUUCCCCCUGAAUGGGUGCCGAUCAUCAGGUGUGAUAUGAUCACCCAGAGGAAGAUGAAGGCUCAGCCUCCGUUGUCUGACGCGUAUUUGCAUGGCAUGCCAGCUAAACGCAGGAAGACAGGACUGGGUGGUGGAAGCCUCCUCUCCCUCUCUGAUGCAGUGAGUCAAGCAGCCAGGUCAGCAGGAGUGAGGCCCAUCACUUCAGCUGAGCAGUUACAGGACGAUCUGGAGACCCAGGAGCUGAAGGAAGCUUAUGCAGAACAGGUUAAAGCAGACGUCAAGAAACGAGUGAGGGAAGACCCGGAUUUCAACUCUCAGCAGUUCCCCAAUGCACACAGAGCCUUCUCGUCAGACUCAUAAUUCUACUGAUAAGAAACCUGCAUCUUUUUACAUCUUUAUUAUUAUUUCUUGGAUCUUCAUUCAACGACUCACCGAAGCUUCACUCCCAAACUGCCUUUUAUGCAGUUAGCAGCACUAUUGACUAAUUGCCUAGCGCUAAUGUGACAACUUCCCCAGUGCCUAUUUAUUUCUCUGUGUUGGUCCAACUUCUGCUGAGAGAGUUUUCCUUGUUACAAAUGUAUUAUAUCAGAUUUAAGUUUGACUUAGGUCACUUUAAUUCUGUUUGGAUACAUGUGUAUGUCUGUAUUUUUUUGCCCUCUUAUCCUUGUGUUGCUUUGUUAAUAUGGAGCCUGAAUUGUCAUUAUUUAGUGAACUUUUGCCUUCCUCUCAACACUCUGGAGCGCAGGAGUAUACUUUCAUGUGAUGAACAUGCUGUUUGGUACAUGAAUGUACAGUAAGCUUAAUAAAAAUCUUGAUACGA